This is a messenger RNA of Gastrolobium bilobum, 1761 nucleotides long. Its product is annotated as mini-chromosome maintenance complex-binding protein. The coding region runs from base 4 to 1761 and encodes 585 amino acids. Gene Ontology annotation, molecular function: chromatin binding. Gene Ontology annotation, biological process: DNA-templated DNA replication. NCBI's taxonomy places the organism in Eukaryota, Viridiplantae, Streptophyta, Magnoliopsida, Fabales, Fabaceae. The record is from RefSeq and is a predicted model, not a curated record. The transcript is spliced from 14 exons.
GCUAUGGUUGGCCCACAGUACGAUUUUCUUGCAAACCCUCUUGGUGCCGUUAGAUCCACCUUCGACAAUGCCAUAGCGUCCGGUUCCGAUCCCUCCUCUUUCGACGGCAGUGACUGGGGCGCCCUCGAUCUCUUCCUCCACUUCCUCUUCGAACAGUCCCGACUCUCUCAGGUUCCGGUUCUAACCCCUGCCACUAUCAGAUGGGUGAAGCCCAAUACCCUAGUUCGGUUUCGUGGGAUGAUACAGGACAUGCUUGGGAAUGAAUUUUAUGUUGGCGCUUAUAAGGAUGAUUCGGUGUGGAGGACCAACAAGUUUAUGGAUGUUUCUCAGUUUCCUAUGGGUUCCUCAGCAGAUAUGCGAAUCUGGGAACGCCGAUUGCUUUACUGUGUUCCGGUUCCGGGACUGAACUCAUGGACUGAAAUUUCAUCCGAAGCCGUUGCAAAUCAAUCUAUGGAUUGGACAUCCGAACAAGGAGAAAAACGGAGGAGAGCUGAUAUGCCUGUCUCCGAUGAUGAGGUUCAGGGUUCUCCUAAUACUAAAAAAAUGAGAGAAGGCGAACACCCUUCCCUUGCUUCUCAAUCUCAGGGAGCUGUACCUGAUAUUGUUGGCUCUAGUAUGAGUUUGGUGCCUGAUCUUGAAGGGAAUUCACCUGCUUGUGUUGUAAAGAUAUACGAUUCUCCAGAGUCUGAAUUGAAGCUGAACGACAUUUUUGAGUUUGUGGGUAUCCUUACAUCUGAUCCAGAGCUUCAGGAGGACACUGAAGAUACUGAUUUAUCAAAUGGACUUUGUGAAGAUCCUUUGCAUCAUUUUCCACCUAACAAGGUACCACGCCUUCAUUGUUUUAUUCAUAGGAAACUUGCGGUUCGGGACUUCCUUCAGAAUAACCCUACUGUAGAGCCAAAGCCCGACUUUGUCAAAGGCAUCAGGGAAGCUUUGCUAAGACAUCUCACGGCUGUUCUUGGCAAUGAUGAUGUAGCUGCUCAUUUCAUGUUGCUGCAUCUCCUAUCCAAGGUGCAUGCUAGAGUAGAUGCUCUUGCUGUGGGAAAGCUUUCAGUAAACCUUACUUGUUUUAGCAAAGAAACUGCGUGUAUAUUUGGAAAACAACUAAACCCUGCUAUCAAGAACCUCUUGCCUUUCACACAUUGCAUACCCCUCACAGUGGAAUACUUGAACGGUGCUUCACUUGCACCAAAAAAGAACUAUGAUACAAACAGAUUGGAAACUGGAGUCUUACAACUAGCUGAAGGUUCACACUUGAUUGUUGAUGAGACCAAAUUAGAAGUUGGAAUUCUCAACUCUAUGGGCAUAGAGAAUGCAAGGUUGCUGAAAACUCUAAUAGAGUUGCAAAAGGUGGAAUAUGAUUUCAAGUACUAUAAAAUGGAAAUGGCAACUGAUGUACAACUGCUAGUUUUGUCUGAGGGGAAAUCAAAUAUCUUGCCAGCAGAUGUAGUUGUGCCUUUUCGGCCUUCUGCAACCAAUUGCUCUGAAGCUGUGGCCACAGAAGCUUUGGAAGCUUGGAGGUGGUAUUUGGCUACUGUUAGACAACUGCCACACUCUAUUGAAUCAGAAAUGCAGAAGGUGGUAGAAAAUGAUUUAGUUGAAGCAAGACAAGCAGACAGGAGCUUGAAUCCCCAAGAUUUAAGCAGAUGGUUAACAAUGGGCCGCCUCAUGUCCCUGAGCUUUGGUGAAACCAGCCUGUCACUAGAACAUUGGCAAAUGGUCAAGGAACUGGAGAGGCUGCGAAGAGAGAGGUUAAAGUGA